AUGAGGAGCAUAUUGGAAGAGUCGAUGCUGGAAACGCGCAGCACGCCUCUCGAAAAUCGACCGCGACUUCCCCGCAUACCCCUAAGCAAGCGAAAUCGGGCUGUCGUGCGGGCUCUUAACCCAAUGCUGGUGACCUAUUUGGAAGCCAGCCGGGACCUUUGCGAGACGGACUCAUACUUUUUGGCGCCGCACUGGCAGUUUGCCGUAUUAUUGGCGCCAAACUUCCCAUGGCUGGACGCGCUACUCAACAAGGUAGCGCCAUCCCAGCCUGGAGAAAAAGAAUCGAGGACCGUAUCGCAAAGGCAAGGGCCCUUAUCGGCAGACUGA
This is a messenger RNA of Parnassius apollo (apollo), 327 nucleotides long. The record is from the annotation of a GenBank genome assembly. NCBI's taxonomy places the organism in Eukaryota, Metazoa, Arthropoda, Insecta, Lepidoptera, Papilionidae.